AUGGAUAUUGUAAAUCAGUUGGUUGCCACCGGGCAAUUCAGAGUUCUCAAAGUACCCUUGGGCUUCAUCAAGGUCCUACAAUGGGUGUUUGCGAUUUUUGCUUUUUCCACUUGUGGGAGCUAUUCUGGGUCUUUCAGGAUGAGCGUACAGUGUAAAAACAGAUCUGAAAGUAAUCUGAAAAUAGACGUGGAUUUUGAGUACCCAUUUAGGCUUCACCAAACAUACUUCGAUGCCCCCGCUUGCAGUGGAGGCAGAUCGGACCGUGUCUUCCUCGUGGGCGACUACUCUUCCUCUGCCGAAUUCUUCGUCACCAUCGCAGUGUUUGCGUUCCUGUAUUCCAUGGCAUCUCUGAGCAUCUACAUUUUCGCUUUUGAAAAAUACCGCGAGAACAACAAGGGACCUCUUAUUGAUUUUGGCGUGACUUGCGUGUUCACCUUCAUGUGGCUGGUGAGUUCAGCAGCUUGGGCUAAAGGCCUGUCGGACGUGAAAACAGGCACGGACCCUGAGAAGGUGCUGGACCUGAUCGAAGCUUGCAAAAAUCCAGAGAACACCUGCAAAGAAGUGCACGACCCAGUCAUGUCCGGACUGAACACCUCCGUCGUCUUUGGUUUCCUGAACCUGAUCCUUUGGACAGGCAACCUGUGGUUCGUCUUCAAGGAGACUGGCAUCAUCGCUCCAUUCAUGCGUCCUCCUCCCGCCCAGGAGAAACAGCCCGCCCCUGAGUCCUACGGACAGCAGGGCUACGAGCAGGACCCUUACGCCGGCUCUCAGGGGGGUUACCAGCCCGACUACAGCCAGCAAGGCUACAAUCAAGGAGAUUAUGGACAAGGAGGCUACAACCAGCAGGGGGCACCCACCUCCUUCUCCAACCAGAUGUGA
Molecule: messenger RNA, 879 nt
Organism: Chanos chanos (milkfish)
Lineage: Eukaryota; Metazoa; Chordata; Actinopteri; Gonorynchiformes; Chanidae
Gene: sypa
Product: synaptophysin a
Exons: 6
Coding region: 1-879 (292 amino acids)
Cellular component (GO): synaptic vesicle; presynaptic active zone; synaptic vesicle membrane
Source: RefSeq, a predicted model, not a curated record